GGAAGGUUCCGAUUAGUAACUAAUAAUGUUGUGAGCAGCUGAGUUGGGAGUUUCAGCGAAACUGACACAGACUUGGCUGAAGUUAGGACGACUUUCCUCCGCAACUAGUUUGCUAGCGACUGGCAAAGAGAGGCUGUCUGAGUGCGGUUCUAAGCCAGUUCCCAUGUGAAAAGCAGCUGGACGCAAACGCAGUCCCGUCGCUUUUUCAUCAGAAAAUGCCCGUCAGGAGAGGAGAGGCCCCAGUCAUGGAGGAGGUGAUAUGGGAGCAGUUUACUGUGACUUUACAAAAAGACUCAAAGAGGGGGUUUGGUAUAGCAGUGUCUGGAGGGAGAGAUAACCCUAACUUUGAGAAUGGUGAAACCUCCAUUAUUAUCUCUGAUGUUUUGGAAGGAGGUCCAGCAGAUGGAUUACUGCAAGAGAAUGACCGGGUUAUAAAUGUUAAUGGCUGUCCAAUGGAAAAUGUGCCUCAUUCCUUUGCUGUACAACAGUUGAGAAAAUGCGGGAAAGUAGCUCAAAUACAGCAGGUGGUGAAAAGGGGCCGUAAAGUUCCAGCUCGGCAACCAGUAAGUGAACCUGACAGUCGCUUCGAUACAGUAGAUGACUACGACCGUAGAAGUGAGCACAGUGUUCAAAGUGAUAGGAGUGACGGUGGACCCAGAGGACGUAGCUACAGCCGGGACUGGAGUCCCGAUAGAGACUACGGCCGGGGUGGAGAGCGUGGCAGGAGCUACGACAGGCCCCAAAGCAGGGAUUGCAGCUACAGUAGGGAUCACAGCCGGGGGAGAAUAUAUGAUGAGGACCGUGGCUACGGGCAUGGCGAUCGAGGCCAGGGUCGGAUAUACGAUGAGGACCGAGGUUACGAGAGAAGCUAUGAUCGUGGGCGGGGGCGAGUAUACGACGACGAUAGAGGUUAUGAUCGAGCCUAUGAGCAUUACCGAGAGCCAGCAAGAGCUCCAAGCCGUGAUCGACUCAAAUCCCGGAGCCCGUCACCUGAAUCCUCCUCGUACUCUUAUGACCGCGGGCUGCCAAAGCCAUACAAAGUCAUGCUUGUAAAGAACAGACCUAAUGAAGAAUAUGGCCUUCGAUUGGGAAGCCAAAUCUUCAUUAAAGAGAUGACUGGAAGUGGCUUGGCAGCAAAGGAUGGAAACUUAGAAGAAGGUGAUAUUGUCCUUAAGAUCAAUGGAACAGUGACUGAAAACAUGUCUCUGGCGGAUGCCCGGAAAUUGAUUGAAAAGUCACGGGGGAAGCUUCAGCUUGUUGUCCAAAGAGACAGUAAACAAACGUUGAUCAGCAUCCCACCCAUGGAUGAUAGUGAUUCUGAGCCUGGAGAUAUUUCCGAAAUUGAAUCGAACCCCUCAUAUUCACCACCUCCGGAAGAAAGGAGAUCACCACAUUCUGAUGUUUCUUCACAUUCCUCUGGCAGAAUUGUUGACAAGAAAAGUUCUAAAGAGGAGCCUACUCAUAGACUGACCAGGCUGGGAGCCAUACCCACACCCUUUGCAACAAAGAGUGACCUACCUGCUGCUGUUGACUCUGAGAAGGAAGAACAAGAUGAGGAUGAUUACAGAGCCUCCAAAGUAGUAGAAGAACCAGCAUUGAGGCCUCCUAAGAAAUUUUUACACCCUAGUCCAGAAGAUGAAGAAAUCUAUGGCCCCGGUACAAAAAUGGUACAGUUCAGGAAAGGCGAGAGUGUUGGCCUCCGGCUUGCUGGUGGUAAUGAUGUAGGGAUUUUUGUGGCGGGAGUGCAAGAUGGAAGUCCAGCUGAGAAUGAAGGGCUCGAGGAAGGGGAUCAGCUCCUUAAGAUCAAUUCCAUGGAUUUCCGUAGCAUUGUGCGGGAGGAAGCUGUCCUCUACCUUUUGGAAAUCCCGAAAGGUGAUGAUGUGAUCAUUCUUGCUCAGAGUAAAUAUGAUGUGUACAAAGAUAUUAUCAACUCUGGCCGUGGUGACUCAUUCUUCAUUCGGACACACUUUGAGUAUGAGAAGGAAAGUCCACAAAGCUUGAGUUUCACCCGAGGGGAUGUCUUCAAGGUUUUAGACACUUUGUACAAUGGCAAGCUGGGAAACUGGUUAGCAGUAAGGAUUGGGCCUGACAACAUCAAACAUCGAGAGAAGGGAAUCAUUCCAAACAAAAGCAGAGCUGAGCAGAUGGCCAAUGUGCAGAAUGUCCAGCGAGCGACCACAAGUGACCGAGGAGACUUCUGGAGGUCACGGGGUCAGCGGGCAGCAAUGAAGAAGAAUCUUCGGAAGAGUCGGGAGGACCUCACAGCCAUACCAGUCAGCACUAAGUUUCCUGCAUACGAAAGGGUCACUCUUCGAGAAGCUGGCUUUAUGAGACCUGUGGUUCUCUUUGGGCCCAUCGCUGACAUCGCUACAGAGAAACUGGCAACAGAAUUACCCGAUGGCUACAAAACUGCCAAAACCGAGCCCAGGGAUGCAGGCACAGAAAAAUCAUCUGGUGUAGUUCGACUGAAUACAGUCAGACAGAUCAUUGAAGAGGGCAAGCAUGCGUUAUUGGACGUAACACCAAAGGCUGUGGAUCUGCUGAACUACACCCAAUGGUACCCCAUUGUCAUCUUCUUCAACCCAGACAGCAAGCAAGGUGUUAAAACAAUGAGACAGCGACUGAAUCCAGGAUCUACCAAGAGUUCCAAGAAACUCUAUGAUCAGGCUGUCAAGCUAAGGAAGAGUUGUCCUCACCUUUUUACAGAGACAAUUGAUCUGAAUUCCUCCCAUGAUGGUUGGUAUGGAUUGCUAAAGGAUCUGAUAAGAGAUCACCAGGCUUCUGCUGUUUGGGUUUCAGAAGGCAAGGCAGAUGGACUAGGAGAUGAAGACCUACAGAUGCCUGAUGACCGCAUGUCCUAUCUGUCGGCCAUGGGAGCUGACUACCUUAGCUGUGACAGUCGGCUGAUGAGCGACUAUGAUGAUACAGACACAGAGGGCGGAGCCUAUACAGACAAUGAGCUGGAUGAGCCAAUCAAUGAGCCUCAUGUCUCUUCUGUUGCGAGAUCAUCGGAGCCAGUACAGGUAGAAGAGCGGAAACAGAGUCCAGAACCAGCUGUGGCGAGAGGACAGAUGAGAAGAGCUGGCAGCAGGGAAGUCCUAAGAGAUUCCAGCCCCCCUCCAGAUUUUAAACCUGAACCACCAAAGCCAAAAGCUGAAGUAUACUCGUACGUAAAAGAGCUGCCACGGCAGUAUCAUGAUUCCAAUCGUGGGGACGAUUCUCGAUACAGCUGCCCGAGCCCUGGGAGCAGCGAGCACUCUCGUGGUCAGGAGGUCCCACCCUCCAAGCCACAGCCCCCUCCUGUGGCUUCAAAACCCACCUUUGGGGUUCGGACAGCGAUCAAACCACCUGCUCCAGCCACGCAGCCCCCCGGGGAAGACGAGGGGGAGGAGACCGAGGAAUUGGGUGAUGGCAGCGAGCAGCAGUCAGUGCUGGGCAAAGUGAAAAUAUUUGAGAAACUGGAUCACAAAGCUCGGGCACAGCGGCUGCAAGAACUGCAGGAAGCACAGAAUGCAAGACUGGAGCUAGCACAGAGAAACGCAGACAUCUAUGCAGUUCCUGUAAAACUUCCUAAAGCUGAACAUCCCCAACUCCAAAGGCCUCCUGAACCCCAAAAGCCCCCAUCGCAAUCCUAUCACGACCCCAGUGGAGCCAUUUACAGUGACGAGGACGAGGAGCAGGAGCAGUAUCGCAGACAACUAGCCGACCAUUCGAAACGUGGUUACUACGCGCAACAUGCUUCACCACCGACCAAAUACAGGGACACUGAAUUGUAGAAAGCAAUAUUUUGUAAUCCAGAUUUUUUUUUAAAAAACUGAAAUAGAUAAAAGAAAAAUAAGCUGGAAAUGGACAGCAGGUCCAUUAGUGCCUGAAUUUUCAGCUGCUGAUUGACUCGCUAUGUAUUUGUGGCAGCAUUUUUACUUCAAUAGGACUAUGUGGAAUAACAAACUUUUAUACUUUGCAAAUGCUAUUCUAACUGCCUUUACUGGUGUUUUUUUUUUGUCAUUUGAUUGAAGUUUUUUAAUGUUACAAUUCAAGAUAAAGAGCAAAUUAUAAUAAAGUAUAUGAACUGGCCAGACACUCUAAGUAAUUAGAGUUCUGAACAGUAACACAAGUGCCUUUUUCUCCCCUUUUUUUUAUUCUGAACAAAAAGAUGUAAUUGGUGAUGGUAACGACACUGGAUUUUGGUUUGAUUUGAGUUGAUUUAUUUCACUGACUGAUCAACCAUUAUGGUAUAAAGCUCUUGUAGGGACCAGAGGAAAAAAUGUCUAAUUUUUGUAUUGCCUUUGUAAGUGGUGUGAGAGUGUGUGCGCAUUUCGCGCACAGAAUGUGUUUUUUUGUCUCCUAACCUAUUGAAGCAGAUUUGGUUUUAAACUGAUCAAAUAAAAUAAAUUGUAUUUAAGUGCCA
Molecule: messenger RNA, 4408 nt
Organism: Carcharodon carcharias (great white shark)
Lineage: Eukaryota; Metazoa; Chordata; Chondrichthyes; Lamniformes; Lamnidae
Gene: tjp2a
Product: tight junction protein 2a (zona occludens 2)
Exons: 24
Coding region: 216-3776 (1186 amino acids)
Biological process (GO): establishment of endothelial intestinal barrier; cell-cell junction organization; positive regulation of blood-brain barrier permeability
Cellular component (GO): plasma membrane; bicellular tight junction
Molecular function (GO): cell adhesion molecule binding
Source: RefSeq, a predicted model, not a curated record